AGAAAAAACUAAAAAUUUCACUCUCUCUCUCUAAACUUUCAUCUCCCUCUCUCCUUCUUGUAUAAGAGUUCAGAAAAAAACUAAUUGCUGUCUCUCUCUUCUCUCUCAUUACAAUUUACUUCAUAAAGUCUUGUAAGGAUCUCGGAGAACUGAGUUUCUUCCCUCUGCCUCUGCAAAUUUUUUGUUCUUUUUGUGAAGAGAUCUGAGAACAGGAGGAAAAAUGGGGAAAUUGAAGUAUUUGAUGAUGAAAACAGAUGAGGCGAACUAUGACAUACUCAAUGCUGAUUUCAAUGAGCUUGGUAUGUCAGCUCGGAAGCUUGCCAAACAUGCCCUGGCUCUUGGAGGAACAGGCCUUGGAACAGCCAUUCUCAAAUGGUUUGCUACCUUCGCUGCAAUAUAUUUACUCAUAUUGGACCGAACAAACUGGAGGACAAACAUGCUGACUGCGCUUUUAGUUCCAUACAUUUUCUUUUCUCUUCCUUCAGUUUUGUUCUCUUUUCUAAGAGGAGAAUUUGGGAAAUGGGUGGCAUUCAUUGCUAUUGUUUUAAGGCUCUUCUUUCCUCGUCAUUUCCCAGAUUGGUUAGAAAUGCCUGGCUCUUUGCUUCUGCUUCUCGUCGCUGCUCCAAGCUUCUUCGCCCAUACUUUGAGAGACAGUGUAGUAGGUGUGGUGGUUUGCUUGAUCAUAGCUGCCUACCUUUUGCAAGAGCACAUUCGAGCUUCAGGAGGGUUCCGGAACUCCUUCACUCAGAGCCAUGGCAUCUCAAACACAGUGGGCAUCAUCAUACUUUUGGUAUAUCCCCUUUGGCAUCUGGUAGUUCUUUUUACCUAGAAUUCGCACUCCUAUUUCCCAGUGGUUUGAUACUGGCUUAAUACUCUUGGCAAAACUAUUCCAGUUCUUGUUUAUUGUUUGGUCAUGUGAACUAUAAAUUUGUUCCUCUUUUUGUCGUUUGGUUGAAUGAAUUGGACUCCUGUUGGUGACGUUUGAUGGCUUAAUUGUGUUAGUUUUUCCUUA
Amborella trichopoda is the source of this 1012-nucleotide messenger RNA. RefSeq names its product Cold acclimation protein WCOR413 family. Lineage: Eukaryota; Viridiplantae; Streptophyta; Magnoliopsida; Amborellales; Amborellaceae. Gene Ontology annotation, cellular component: membrane. The record is from RefSeq and is a predicted model, not a curated record.